UUUUACUUGGGGGUUUCGAUAACCGACUGAACAAAGAACGUACGCAGCAUUCUAUGAAGGCAAUUUGGUUGAUGAUAAACUAGGAAAUUCAAACAAUCGAUUUACUUUUCAAUUAUAUUGUUGCAAAACGUAAUUUCUUUUAAAAACAGUAAUUUGGAUCAAAGGAAAAUAAAAAAAUGUCUCAAGGAAAUGGAUCUCCAAAUUCACAAUCGAAUGAGGGUGACAAAUUUUUUGAAAAUGAAAAUAAAAAUGAAUUUUGGAGUGACGUGAUGGAUUUGUCGGAUUCAGAUGUUCAAGAAGAUUUAGAAAAUGUAGAUGAAACGGAGAUUGCGGAGAAAUUACACAAAAUAUUAGAUGAGACUUUAACGACUUGUAAAAUUGAUGAUAUUGAUAAAAGAAUUUUUUCAACUCAUCUUAACAAUGCCAGCAAAACAUUUAUUCAGUUAAUUGCAGAAAUUGAUAAAAAAUUAUCAGCCAAACGAAAAAAUGAAAAUGACAUUCAAGCAAAAUUGAAAAUUUGCGAAAAUCUUUUGGAAUGUUGGCUAAAAUGUAUGAAGCAUUUAAAAAGUUUAAAAAAUAUUUCAAUUACAAAAAUAAAUUCGUUUCCUGAUAUUUUUUUUAACGUUGUAAAAAGUGCAUUGAGUUUUUGUAAAAUGAGUGAAAUGAACCAUGGUGAUGUUAACAACUUUAGUAAAGAAAUUGCAGUUAUUUUUCAAAAAUCCAAUGAACUUAUAAAUGCAUUUCUUAAUAUUUGUGACACAGUUAUUAAUUUCAAUGUAGAAGAGGAGACAGAAUUAAAUGUAUUAAGUUCAAUCAUAAAUGAAAUUGGUGAUACUACUGUAAUGGUAAAUCGAUUAGACCUGAAAACUAUAACUGGAAUUUGGAAACAGUUUGGAAAAUUGGCAACUAUCCACGGCGAAAAAAUAAAAUUGAAAUUUUCAGAACGUGUCAUACAACAUUUUAAUUCAUUAGCAGAAAAUAUUGUGUCAUUAAUUUUUUCAGCUGUAAAAGGUGAACAACAAACUGUAAAUGAGAAUAGAAUUUCUUGUUGUAAACUUUUAAUGAAAAUUCUAAAUAAAUUGUGGAAUAUUUAUUAUUUGUCUAUUAAUGAUGAAAUUGCAUAUUCUAUUGUUAAAAUGCUCGUUCAAAUGUAUAGGCAUUCUUCUCCUUGUUUAAUUGCAAUGAAUGUAAAUCAUUCAAUUGUUAAAUUUAUUGAAAUCAAUAUUUCGAAUGAUUUAGAAAUAUUUUUUAAUUCUGUUUUUAAUGAAGAACAUGUGUUUAAGGCAUUUUUUGAAUUCGGAAAAGGAGAAGAUAUUGAUGCUAUUGGAUAUCAUUUAUUAACAUUAAAUAUAAUGAGAAAAUUAAUUAAAUUAUCCUAUGAUAUUCAAAGAAAGUGGAUACUCGACGAGUCUUCUAUUCUCGAUGUUGCUUUUACAAAUAUUGAUCUCUUACAAUUAGAAAUUUGUUUGGGAAAAUUACAAAUAUCAUUAUCUCGAAAUCUUGGAGGAAGUGUGAAAUCAUUGACAAUUUAUGAAGAGACAUUCACAAUGAUUUGGGGUUUAAUUUGUCAAGUUCCAUCAUCUGAUUUUGGAAUAAUUGAAAAUUUAUUAGUAAAAUAUUUAAUGAGUGGAAAUUAUUGGAGUUCCCUUCUUACUGUUGAUGUAUGGUGUAUAAUUAGCAGAUGUACUUCUCCACAAUUGUGUUACGAUCAUUUGAAAUAUUUCUUGAAAGUUUAUAAUCAAUUAUCAGAACGAAAAAAUAGUUUAGAAGUAUUUUUUCUUUCUUUCUUAAUUAGACGACUUUAUCGAACAUUAUCAGAAAACAAAAAAGAUUUUUUUGUAGAAAAUUUAGAUGUAUCUGAUUCUGAUUUUUGGAUUCCUCUUUCACAAGUGUUGACUGAUAGGGGAAAAUUAAUUGUUGAGAGAAAAACAAAAGAGACUGGCAAUGAUAUAACGAGAAAUUUUCAACUUUUUACAGAAAAACCAUGUUUAAAAUCCUGGACAUGUUUUACUUCAUUGUUAAAAAUGACUGAAAUUUGUUCUCGUGAACAAGAUAAACAAACUAUGAAAACUCUUUCUAAUAUUUGGAAUUCCAUUGUUAAUGUAAUUGAAUUCUGUGAGGGAAUUUAUUUAAUUCUUAUUUCAGAAUUGAUGACAGCUAUUUUUCAUUGUCAUAUUCCUUGCGAUGAAAGUAUUAAUGAUGGAACUAUAUGUUCGAUUCUUAAAUCUAUAACAUCUUUAUUACCGUAUACACUUCCUUUUGUACGAAUACAAUUAUUAAAUUGGCUAAAAAAUACAUUUAUCAAGAGUAGAAAAAAAAUUUCACAUUUAUCAACUUCUGUUGCUGAGCUUUAUAUUCAACUUUUACAAGAUGAGACACCGUGGGUUUGUCAGGAAGCGUUUGAAUAUUUUAACGAUUUUACACGUACAAAUCCAAAUGAAGAUCUCGUUGGAAGUGUUCUAAAUAUAAUUAUUGAUAAGACAACAUUAUCAGAAAAAGUAACGGCUUAUAUUUCCAGUAGCUUACAUUACAAAUUGUCUGGAUUCCCAAAUAAUGAGACAUAUCUCCGUCAAUUAUUGGGAAGUUCACGAAAAAAUUUAUAUCAACAUACUUGCUAUGAAGUGAAUGAAAGAGAGGAAAAAUUUCCAAAAUUGGAAAUUUCUAAUUCUAUUAAUGAUUGCAAUGUAAAGAGAAAAAUUGAAAACAUAUGCAAUGAAUUGAAUGAACUUUUAAAUUAUAAAAAUGAUAUUAGUCAAGAGAGUUUUGAAAAAUUGAGAACAACUUUUAUGAAAAUUUGCGAUCAACGUUCUUAAUCAAUUUUUGUAGUUUUUUUUUUAAAUUAUUUUCAUGAAAAUUUGUAAUUGAUAUAUUUUUUUUUAAUAAUUCUGAAUCAAUUUUGUAUAUUUAAAUUAGUUUUAUAUUUAUUUAGUUGUUGUAAACGGGCUAAAUAAUAAUAAAACAAAAUAGUUAUAAACUAAUAA
Leptopilina boulardi is the source of this 2981-nucleotide messenger RNA. RefSeq lists its product as uncharacterized. The record is from RefSeq and is a predicted model, not a curated record. Bases 177 to 2813 code for a protein of 878 amino acids. The transcript has 12 exons. Lineage: Eukaryota; Metazoa; Arthropoda; Insecta; Hymenoptera; Figitidae.